ACCGGAGCAGCAACAUGACUAAAUAAUCAGAAAUCAUGGUCAACUUCCAAACUUAUAACUGUGUAAUUAUCUGUUUAAAGCGUCGCUGGUCUGGAUUAAUCAACUAAUGAAGUUUGUUGAGGAAACUAAGAAGAGAAGAAGAGAAAGAUGUCUGCUUUAAAAUCUACUUUAUCCGUGUUUCUCCUCAUAUGUUUCCUGUCCUGUUCUGUCUCUGAAGUUUUUGUUCUUUCAGAGAAAACAGUGAAGUCUGGAGAUGAUGUCACUCUUCACUGUCAGAGUCCCAGAGAUGAAGACAUCAGAUCAUUACAGUGGAUCAGACCUGACCUGAAGACAGAGACAGAUGGAUACGUCUUCUUCUUCAGAGACAACCAAACAUAUGAAGACUACCAGCAUCCAUCGUUUCAUGGUCGAGUGCAGCUGAUGGAUCCACAGAUGAAGAACGGAAACGUUUCAGUGAUUCUGAAGAACGUCAACAUCAACGACACUGGAACAUACGAGUGUCGAGUUUCAGUGAGCAACACAAAGCCUGACCUCAUGAACAUCAUCAUCCUGACAGUCACUGACUCAGGUCAAACAUCUGGAAACAUCCAGACUGAAGGAGAGAAGGAGGAAGGAGACAAGGAUGGAGGAAAUCUUGGACUGACAGUUGGACUGUCCGUUGCUGUUGGGAUUCUUCUUGUUGCUGUUGGUGGUUUUAUAUUUUAUAUAAAACAUAAUGGACGUCCUUUCCAACGUGUUCUCCGUAGAGAAGCUGUUCCCGAACCAGUCAGAAAGCUCUCUGCUCUCUGAACUCUUGAAUCUUUCUGCAGCUUUUACAGCAGCUACAUGGUCUGAAUUAGAACUGAGUCUAAAUGUUUAGAACUCAGUUCUUUCAUCAGAACUUAAAGAAAGUGGAGAAUGUGGUUUUAGUGUAAUUAGUGAUCAGGCUGCAGCUCCUCCUCUCAUCACAUCAUUUAUUCACAAUGUGAGAACAGCACUGAACUGUGAAGACAAUCAGACACAGCAGUCACACUGUGUCAUUAACACUUCCUGUUUGUCAUGUGACCCACACUGGUCCAUAAAAAUCAUUUUGAUCUAAUUUGAUCAUUUAAAAAAGCAGCGUCUGUAUAAAACGACUCAUUUUAUUAUCAGAAUUUGAUCCAUUUAGAACAAUAAUAUGCAGCCUAAUAAUGUGUGUGAUGUGGUUUUCCCAUAAAAAUGAUUAUUAUCACUUUAAAACCCUUAAAUAAUUCUUCUGCCUCAUUAAAACCCAGAAUCUAUAAUGAUGU
Messenger RNA from Scomber scombrus (Atlantic mackerel), 1268 nucleotides. RefSeq lists its product as uncharacterized. The record is from RefSeq and is a predicted model, not a curated record. The coding region runs from base 148 to 789 and encodes 213 amino acids. NCBI's taxonomy places the organism in Eukaryota, Metazoa, Chordata, Actinopteri, Scombriformes, Scombridae. The transcript has 3 exons.